Penicillium verhagenii is the source of this 411-nucleotide messenger RNA. RefSeq lists its product as uncharacterized. NCBI's taxonomy places the organism in Eukaryota, Fungi, Ascomycota, Eurotiomycetes, Eurotiales, Aspergillaceae. The record is from RefSeq and is a predicted model, not a curated record. The coding region runs from base 1 to 411 and encodes 136 amino acids. The transcript is spliced from 2 exons.
AUGGCUAGCAACAGAGUCCCAAUCAACUAUAACACGCCUUCGUUUCCCUCGUUGUACAACCCGCUUCCUAACGAAUACAAAGAAGCUUACUACCUCUACUAUACGUCCGAUAUUUGGCGUUUUACACUUUUCUGGACUUUCAUUUUCUAUGGAGUUACUCAUCUCACUGUUGCCGCAUGCGCUAUCCUGACGCAUUUUCGCAAUUGGGGUGUCAUAUGGCUGGUACCAGUACUGUAUGCCGUGAUUGCAGGCUUGGAAGCACUUUUAUCUGGGAGUUUAGUUGGCUUGGUACUUGGCUCAAUAUAUGAAUCGGGCAAUUUUAGGAUGUCGACUUGGGUGCCUAUGGUCUGGGGUGGAGUCAACGUGAUGGUCCUCAUCUUGACCAGCUUCCCUAUGCAAGGUGGACUCUGA